CAGUCCGCUGUACACCCCUAUCCCAAUAGGGUGUCUCCAUAUUACCAAAAAUAACAACAGACAAACAGAUGGGCUGUUUGGGAGAGUGUUGGGACGUAGGCCCACCCCCGGACAGUAUUCUAAGUCUACCGCCGCCCCCAAUUCCGGCUUUUUUGCAACACCCCUUACCAGAUUUGUUGCUAAAUACGACGCCGUGUUCGUCACAACAGUUAUGCGAGUCUUUGCCCUCCUCGAACAAGAUCCCGGAUGGAGGAGAUUACGUGGAGAUGUCGAGGAAAGAUAUUGAGUCAUGGUCGGUGACCGCCAUCGACGACACCUGGCUUUUAGUCCUGGUGGCUUCCUCCAUCGGGGUGCUCUUGUUGGGGGCCCUCCUGGCCAUGUUCCUCCUCAAAUGCCGAGAAAUGAACAUGUUUGAUGGUAAUGAAUGUUCGCUCCAUUCGCGCGACCACCGCCAGAUCAAAAACCAUGAACCCCGUGAAUGCACCUCUGUUACCAACCUGAACGGCAACAAACUCGUUCACCCCUCUGAAGCCGUGAUGUUUCACGGGGGUAGCGUGCCCGACAACCGCAUGGUAUGGGCAGCCCUCACCCCCCAUGGCACCCAACACUUCAUCUCCGAAAACUACCCUCGGGAUUUGAUCGAUUAUGGGGACGUUGACGAUCAUUACGAAACCGUGGACAAUCUAAAUAUCGAGCCGGUGCUUUCUCAGCCGCCUUACUACAAAGGUUUGGGUAUGGUCCGGGAGAAAUCCAGUUUUGAUAAUUCCGGAUUCGUAGAUUACGACUACGAGGAACCGACGCCUCUCAUUGAAAGUUACCAAUUGGAUGAUAUGGAUAGGGAUGAGCAGUACCAAGUGGUGGGAAAUACGGAUAUGAGGUGUGCGAGCUUGGGGUUUGGGGGGAAUACGCUCAGAAGAGGGGUGCCGGUGAGGCCGAGGGUCUCCUCGCCGACUCGCAUCGAACACCCAAAUCUGCCCCCGCUUAAUCUGUACCCCCACAAAGGGGGCACUUUGAAGAGGAAUACGCUGAGUUAUCGGAAUGUUGAUACUGGUACUUUGCCCAAAUUUGGGUGCUAAGUGGGUGCAUUGUGGCUAUUUAUUCGGCAAUUUGUAUAUUGUUUACAUGUAAUUUCGGUAUUCUCGAUGUUUUUAAUUGAUUGCUAUUUAUUUCAAUAAAGUAUUUGUUAAUG
This is a messenger RNA of Tribolium madens (black flour beetle), 1189 nucleotides long. RefSeq lists its product as uncharacterized. The coding region runs from base 69 to 1076 and encodes 335 amino acids. NCBI's taxonomy places the organism in Eukaryota, Metazoa, Arthropoda, Insecta, Coleoptera, Tenebrionidae. The record is from RefSeq and is a predicted model, not a curated record. The transcript is spliced from 4 exons.